Molecule: messenger RNA, 764 nt
Organism: Hylaeus anthracinus
Lineage: Eukaryota; Metazoa; Arthropoda; Insecta; Hymenoptera; Colletidae
Product: TP53-regulated inhibitor of apoptosis 1-B-like
Exons: 2
Coding region: 409-630 (73 amino acids)
Source: RefSeq, a predicted model, not a curated record
UAACGGAGAUAUUUAAGUGUUCUGUUUCUUCGGACUCAACCUGUAUAGAUAUAUUUUUAUACGCACGCAUAUCUCAUAUAUAUAAAAGGCUUCAAGUAGUCGUAAAAUAUUGAAACAGAAUUUUGUCAUUGUGUAGUUCUCGAAUGACUUGUAACGCUUGUAAUACUUGCUGCAUUCCAACCUAUAUACCGAAAUAUUGAAAUUAACGGAAGCAACCUAAACAAAACUUGGAAUUUAUGGAGCAAGUAUAUCACACCGUGUGUCUCGUUACACGAGUUACGAGGAAAUCAAAUCAAAUCUUUACGAGUAGUCAUGCAAUGUUGAUUUGACUGAUGUUCGAAUUUCACAAAUGUGAACAAUACGACGAAAAUUAGUAAACGGUUUCGAUAGAUAUAAACGCAAUAAAUUAUGGAAGCUUGCAAAGACCUGAAAGCAAAGUACGACCACUGCUUCAAUGUUUGGUUUUCUGAAAAGUUUUUACGUGGACAUUACGACGAUAGUGAGUGUGCACCAUUGUAUAAAGUUUAUACCGAGUGCGUUGCGCAAGCGAUGAAGGAUCAAAAAAUAAACCUAGACGAAGUUGAUGUUUCACAUUUAGGAACAGACAGAGAGAAGACAAAAGAAGGUUAACUUUAAACGUAUUGAAAUUUUCUUAUUUUUGUUUAUUAUGAUAGAAACAAAUGCUAUAAUUUAUAGUUGAAUAAAUUAUUAUAAUGGAAUUUAUGACUGUACUUUCCUUUUUCUGUUAAUAUUACAAUUAACCG